Podospora anserina S mat+ is the source of this 1419-nucleotide messenger RNA. RefSeq lists its product as uncharacterized. The record is from RefSeq and is a predicted model, not a curated record. Lineage: Eukaryota; Fungi; Ascomycota; Sordariomycetes; Sordariales; Podosporaceae. The coding region runs from base 1 to 1419 and encodes 472 amino acids. Gene Ontology annotation, molecular function: oxidoreductase activity; flavin adenine dinucleotide binding. The transcript has a single exon.
AUGCCCUAUGAUAAACUCGUCCUAGCCCUCGGAGCAGAGCCGAUCACACCAAAAGGCAUCGAAGGCGGGGAUGGAAACCAGGUAUUCCACCUCACCACCUUGGGCGAUCUAGACUCCAUCAAAGAACACAUCAAAACCCACAGCGUGAAAACCGUCGCCGUAAUAGGUGGCGCCUUCAUCGGCCUCGAAGCCGCCGAAAACCUCCGUCUCCUAGGCCUAGAAGUGACCGUCAUCGAACGCCUAUCCCACAUCUUCCCCCCCGCAGACGCAGACAUGGUCUACCCCCUAGAAAAAGAACUCAACGCCCACGGCGUAAACCUGAUCACCAACGCCACAGUCACCAAAAUCCUCCCCCAAGAGGUCGAGCUCGCCCCCUCUGGCCAACAAAUCCCCGCCGAGCUCGUCAUCAUGGCAGCCGGCGUCCGCGCCCGCCUCUCCAUCCCCCAAGCCGCCGGUCUCAAAACCGGCAAAACAGGCCUCACAGUAAACGAGCACAUGCAGACCUCGGACCCAAACAUCUACGCGGUAGGCGACAUGGUCGAAACCCCCAACCUCCUCCUCCUCGGCCUCGACCACCCAGACAAGAACAAAAUGCUCGCCCUCGCCGGACCGGCAAACCGACAGGGUCGUCUAGCAGCCGAUCACAUCUGCGGGAAGGAGACGAAAUACCGGGGCAACAUCGGCACAUGGGUCUGCAAGGUCUUUGGAAAAGCAGUCGGCAUGACAGGGCUAAGCGCCCACCAGCUUGACGAGAUUAGUGGUAGCAACCACGACUGGGUCACCGUCCACCCGGUCAACCACGCCGGUUACUAUCCCGGCUCGUGCCGGCUUACGGUCAAGAUCCACUUUGAUCUCAAAAACGGAAAGCUGCUUGGGGGCCAGGUCACCGGGCCGGAGAACGCAGGCGUGGACAAGCAGACUGAUGUUUUGGCCGUAGCGCUGACGGCGGGGAUGACGGUGGAAGAUCUGGAGCAUCUCGAGCUGGCGUAUGCGCCUCCUUUUGGGAGCGCAAAGGACGCGGUGAAUAUGGCUGGGUUCGUGGCUGGAAAUGUGCUGAGGGGGGAUGUGGAGAUUGUCCACGCUGCCGACUUUGCUUUUGAGACGUCAAAGGGGAGGAGGAAGAGCUUGGAGGAUUACUUUUUGUUGGAUGUCCGGUCGCCCAAGGAGUUUGCGAGUGGGCAUAUUGAUGGGGCUGUCAACAUUCCCUUGGGUGAUUUGAGGAAGAGGUUGGACGAGGUGCCCAAGGACAAGCCCAUCAUCAGUUAUUGCCAGGUUGGAUACCGGGGCUAUCUGGGCUACAGGAUAUUGAAGCAGGACGGGUAUGAUGCGGUGAAUCUGGAUGGUGGCUAUCGUGCUGUUUUUGAAGGAGGUUUCGAUGAUGGGUUGAAGCCUGUGGUCAAAAGAUGGGCACCGAACUGA